UUCCCAGCAGUUUGGCUGAAAAAGCUUGUUUUGUCUGGCACUUUUGACGUAGCUUGGCCCGGCUUUUUGAUGGUGUUUGGGCAGCUUGCGGUCUUGUCGACACUUUGGUGCAAUUCCUACGCUAUGAAGAUUCUGGCCGAGCAAGAUGCAGCCGACGCGGAUGCCGUUGCCAAGUGCUACAGAGGUCCGGAUCAAAGUGUGUGGGAGCUGGUCAUGGGGAAGCAGAUCGACAUUGGCGGAGCAUCUUCCACCUUAGAGCUAGCUCACAGGGCUCAAGUGGGGCCAGGGAUGAAGGGAGUUGAGCUGAACAGCAACAAUGGUGGAGGCAUGCGUGCCUUGGUCCGCCUCGCAAGCGUGGACUCCAUGAUCGGAGUGGAACUCACUAAGUCCGUGGUGGAGACUGGCAGGAAGAGGACAGAGGAGGAGGGGCUCAGUGACAAGAUCAAGUUCAUCAACAAGAACUCUUUGGUGAAUGGGCUCCCGGAUCCUUGUCCAGAUUGGCUGCCUGGGGAUGCCUCUGCUGAUUUUGUGUACAGCAAGGAUGCUUGGUGCUACAUGCCUGACAAACAACAGAUCAUUGACCAAGCGGCUCGCAUCGUAAAGCCCGGAGGGAAAGUCAUGUUUACCGACUGGAUCGAGGGUGAAGGUCUAUCAGACCCUGAGGCGCAGAGAUUCUUGAGCCUGAUGACAUUCCCUGCCAUCCCCACUGUGGAGGAGUAUGCGCAAAUGCUGAAGAAGGCAGGCUUUGAGGUUGAGAUCGCGGAGAACAGUGGUCGCUACUCACCUGCUAUGGACAGCUAUGUGCACAUGCUCAAGCGGCAAGCAGUGUACGACGCCAAGAAAUUGUUGGGAUGGGAUGAAGAGGCAUACGAUAAAUUGAUCUCUGACUUCGAGUUCAUGGCGAAUCUGGCUCAAGAAGGCAAGAUCAUUCAAGGAAUGUUUGUGGGCCGCAAGGCGGAUGUACAGCGCGAGAUGACUUUUUGCAAAGAGGCUGCUUUGUUUUUCUAUGGUGACUUGCCAUCGCGUGUCAUGCAGCGAGCAGUGAAUCAAUUGCUGACUGCUUCCGCCCUAACUGUAGCAGCCUAUGCCUCAUCCUCCUUCCACCGGAGUCUGCAUGAGGGCUGCAUUUCCAGCCGGAGUCUGCAGGACAAAAUCCUGGCCGGGACCUAUAUGGGACUUCUGUCUUGGCUAGUGAUGCUGCUACCGGUGAUCAGACAACCUGGGCUGGAUGGUCGCUGUGUUAUGCUGUCUCUGGUGAUUUUUGCGAUCCUGCAGCUGUUUCUCAGCCUGUUUUGCAUUUACCUCACGGUGAUAUUUUUGGGCAACGUGAGCCAAAUCGAUGCUGGCGAUUGGCUGUUCACUUGGAUUGUGGCUCUGAUCGUCGCGCUGAUGAUCGGACCCCUCCUUCUGGCAUUGAGCCUAGAUGCCUUCCUUGGUGUUUUUGUGAUGCAAAACCCUGCAAGUACUCAGCAAAUCAAGAUGAUGCGGCAGGUCAACCCGACGGACGCGGUUGCCAGCAUUUGGGAUGGAGACAUCCUGGAUCUGGCACCCAUCCGACUUGGUCGCGAAGUGCAGAGGCCUCCAACCACGGGUCCAACCACGCAGCAUGCCAUGUCCGUCAGCGAGCUGCCGGUAGAGGAUGAGGAGGAACCGGGUCAGUGCGAAGUGGCUGCCUCUAUGGUGGAGGUGACCCUGUGUCCCCAACUGUCGUGUUGGGAAGCAGCUGCGCCUCAACAGCGGGUGCGUGUGCAUUUCGCUUCAUCUGACUAG
This is a messenger RNA of Cladocopium goreaui, 1770 nucleotides long. The record is from the annotation of a GenBank genome assembly. NCBI's taxonomy places the organism in Eukaryota, Dinophyceae, Suessiales, Symbiodiniaceae.